This is a messenger RNA of Cornus florida, 2505 nucleotides long. Its product is annotated as salutaridine reductase-like. The transcript is spliced from 6 exons. The coding region runs from base 1374 to 2366 and encodes 330 amino acids. The record is from RefSeq and is a predicted model, not a curated record. Gene Ontology annotation, cellular component: membrane. Lineage: Eukaryota; Viridiplantae; Streptophyta; Magnoliopsida; Cornales; Cornaceae. Gene Ontology annotation, molecular function: oxidoreductase activity, acting on the CH-OH group of donors, NAD or NADP as acceptor.
CACUCUUGAAAAUUUGUGAUUAAUCAAUAUAGUCUUAUAGAUAUUAAUACUCUUCAUAAGUUACCCGCUUCUAUCAUGUCCAAUAGGGAUGUCAAGUACAAAAGUCAUUUUUGAAAAACACUUUUGGACAUAUGCAGGCACCAAUUUUAAAUUUUCCUUUGCAUUUUAUGCUCAAACUGGUAAGAAAAUUCCGAUUGUAAACCAAGGUCUAGGAAAGUUGGUUAGUUAUUUUGUAAUAGAGCCCCUUGACACUUGGGACUUCUUGUUAUCUAUCAAGGAGUUUGCGUAUAACAGUUUGGUCAAUUGAUCUGCUGGAACUCGUUCCUUAGGGAUUCACAAACCCGUUUGACUUCAUUUUGUUGCCUCUACAUUCUUGUUCAUUAAAAUUUCAGAUUCCUUUGUCCAGCUUGUCAAUGAAUUUCAUGCUAAUAUGCGACAACAAAUUGUUUUGAGUAACAAAAUUAUGAAUUUAUUGCAUAUGCUCAUAUUAAGAAUCAUAAAUUUAUUAGAGGUUACAUUUUAAUUUGUAUGCAAGGUGAAAUUAGGGACUUGAUGUAACUAGAUUUUAUUUUUUGUUGGUUUUGUUAUUUUUGGCAAUGUUCUAUUUUUAGGGAUAUUUUAGUAUUUUAAUAUUUUAAGAUUUGUUUAAAUUUGCUCAUAUGUAAUCUAACAAUUCAACUUUAGAUUAUUUAAUAAUAUUGUGAGUUUGCAAACUCUCUUCCUCUGUUUUCUCACUCUUGGUUCUUGCUUUUUUCGAUCCCUCAGUCUCUAAUCUUCCUCAUUCAAUUUACUUCUCAUCCCUUCGUCUGUCCUCUCACCUCCUUUUACUAUGACAAUAUGUGCAUAAAUUACUUUAUUGAUUCUGAUAUGUAAAUAAAUUACUUGCACACUGCAAUUUAAAUAUAUGAACCUAUUAAAAAUUUCUUUUCUAUUCCCAAAUCUUUUGGCAAUCACAUGGAGUGCAAAAAUAAGAUUUACAGAUAGGUGCUAUCAGACAACAACUUUGAGGAUAUGUCACUUCGACCCUAUAAAAUAAAUAAAGCUGGCAUUAGUAUAACAUGGGUGGUACUUAAUCCCAGGGUGGACAAACUCACCUCGUUGAGAUAAAGCUACAAUUUUUUAUUGAAUAUAGAAAGAUCUGUUACGAUUAAGUGAAGAUACUGAGAAUAGAAAAAAGAAAAAGAGAUAAAAAAAAAAAAAGAAUCAAAUUUAAUGAAAAAAAAAUAAGGCAAAACCACCUUAGGACAUGACUCAUGAGGGCAAUUAAAUAAUUGACCCCAUUAUCAAAUAAAGACCCACCUUGGGAUUAAGGCAGAUUGUCACAAAGUGAACAUCAUUCAGUUUCAACUCACAGCUCUAGUUUUUCAACAGAAAUGGAAGAGACCAGCAACAGUUCAACAGGAAAAAGGUUAGCUGUGGUUACAGGAGGCAACAAAGGCAUUGGACUCGAGAUAUGUCGCCAGCUAGCAUCUAAUGGAAUUGCAGUAAUAUUAACAGCCAGAGAUGAGAAGAAGGGUAUCGAAGCGAUUGACAAUCUCAAAGUUUCUGGCCUCUCAGAUGUGUUUUUUCAUCAACUUGACGUAAAAGAUCCUGCCAGUAUUGCUUCAUUUGCAAAAUAUGUACAAACACGUUUCAAAAAACUUGACAUCCUGGUCAAUAAUGCAGGAAUUGGUGAUUCUGUUGUAGAUCGUGAAGCACUUAGAGGCUUCAAAGAAGAAUGGGGGAUCGUCAAUAAUGCAGGAAUUGGUGGAGUUAUUGUAACAGAUUAUGAAGCAUUAAGAGUCUUCAUAGAAGGAGGGGGUAUAGUGAGCAAUGAGAAUGCCCACCUAUUGGAGAAAUUCAUGAAGCAAACUUAUGAGAGGGCAGAAGAGUGUAUCAAAACAAAUUAUUGUGGAACCAAAGAAGUAACCGAAGCAAUUCUUCCUCUCCUGCAACUCUCCAAUUCAGCAAGAAUAGUGAACGUCUCUUCCCUUGUUGGACAACUCAGAUUUAUCUCCAACGAGAAGGUCAAAGAAGAUCUGCAAAAUGUCGACAGCUUAACAGAAGAUAAAAUAGACAAGAUUUUGCAGUGGUUUCUACAGGAUUUCAAGGAGAAUAAGUUGCAGGCUAAUGGGUGGCCUCUUAUAGCACCCGCUUAUAGACUUUCAAAAGCUGCCAUAAAUGCCUAUACGAGGCUUGUAGCAAGGAAAUUCCCUGAUUUCCGUGUAAAUUGUGUUCAUCCUGGAUAUGUCAAAACAGAUAUGACAGGUAACAUGGGAAACUUGACUCCCGAUGAAGGUGCUAGAGGUCCUGUAAUGCUGGCUUUGUUGGCUGAUAACAGUCCUUCUGGCUUCUACUAUGAUCAGAUGCAUGCAUCCACCUUCUGAUGUAAAAAUAGCAUGCAAGUAUCCGAGUUAGAGUAACCUUUGGUGAAUGAUAUUGUCUUGUUAUGCUUCUUAUUGCUAUUUGAAUAGGAUAUGCAACUUUCUUUUCAAUUCCGAGUUAAUUAAUUUCUACAUUUGUCUC